This is a messenger RNA of Drosophila grimshawi, 1121 nucleotides long. RefSeq names its product ERAD-associated E3 ubiquitin-protein ligase doa10. Gene Ontology annotation, biological process: protein ubiquitination. The record is from RefSeq and is a predicted model, not a curated record. Gene Ontology annotation, molecular function: ubiquitin-protein transferase activity; zinc ion binding. NCBI's taxonomy places the organism in Eukaryota, Metazoa, Arthropoda, Insecta, Diptera, Drosophilidae. The transcript has 3 exons. The coding region runs from base 178 to 933 and encodes 251 amino acids.
AAAUGAGAGCAAAACUCAAACCGAUAUUAUACACGAUGUGAAAGUCUUGUGUAAAAUGUCCGAACAAAAUUACGUGUGAAAUUCGUGCAAGCAAAAUUCGAAUCGUUCCGCGUCCACAAAAGUCUUAAGAUCGAUAAGCCACAAAACUCAAAAGCUCAAAUACACAAGUGGAAAGAAAUGGCACAGCAGGAUCAACAGCAGCUGUCGGAGGCGACAGCCUUGCGGCUAUUUAGCAGCAUUGCUGCGGGUACAUCUCUGGCGCAGCCAAGAACGCAACAGCAGCAAGAGCAUGAGCUGACCGAUGGUCGCGGUAUUGCUGAUGCUGGUGCCGAACCGCAUGGAGUGGCAUUGGCGAGCCAACCGGUCUCCCAAGAGAGCGUCCACUCGGCCAAUGAGUUUGGCAAUUCGUGUCGCAUCUGUCGCUGGAAUCGCAGCGACAUGGAGAUCAUCAACUGUCCCUGCAAAUGUAAGGGCAGCGUGGGUUAUAUACAUUUAAAGUGUUUGAAGCGCUGGAUAAUGCAUCGACGAGAUAAUCGCUGUGAGAUAUGCAAUGCACCAUUCAAUAUAACGGCAGAUCGGGCGAGUGUGAUGCAAAUGGUGCGCGCCUUCUUCUGUGACCGCUGCUGUGGCAUGAUUCUGAAGCAUCUGCUCUUCAGCGCCUCACUGAUGCCGAUCGCCAAUGUGAUACUGCAGCAGGUGUUGCAUUGCAUGGACCAUCUAAAUCAGGGCAGCAAUGAACUGCUAACGGUGCACGAGGUAUUCUUCGCAUCGUGUGCCCUGCUCACAUCGAGUGCUCUCUUCUUUCACUUCUUCGAGUUUGUGACAACCCGAUUUCUUCUCAUUCGUAACAUAUUGCGGCAUUGGUGGAUGUUUGGCAGCACCAACGAUUUUGGCCUAGUUGAGGUUGAAGACGAUGACUUUGACCUAUUUUGAGCGGCAACAGCACAAUUAACAACAAAGCCAAAUUCAAUCAAUCGAAUUUAUCAAAGCUCUUACGGUCAGCAGGAAACCUUGAAACUUAACCGAAAUUGACAAGUUUAUCAAUAAAAAUACAAAAGGCUAGCAUAACGGUAUUUGCGUCCAGUUACGUUUUACUGCAAAGUGACCGAAUUUUACAAAUA